Molecule: messenger RNA, 3819 nt
Organism: Apis laboriosa (Himalayan honeybee)
Lineage: Eukaryota; Metazoa; Arthropoda; Insecta; Hymenoptera; Apidae
Gene: Taf3
Product: transcription initiation factor TFIID subunit 3
Exons: 11
Coding region: 307-3351 (1014 amino acids)
Cellular component (GO): transcription factor TFIID complex
Molecular function (GO): protein heterodimerization activity
Source: RefSeq, a predicted model, not a curated record
ACUUCUAUGACUGAAGAAAUUAUCCGCCAUUAUAGUGUACGGUGUAUAAUAUGCAUCAAUGGUUACGAAGUAAAAAUAUGUUUAAAAGAAAAUAUGAAGACAGUGGGAACGUAUUUCGUUUUGUAUCAAAUGUGUUACUUUGUUAUAUUUCAUAAAUGAAAUGUGCAUUAUUUUCGAAAUGAAUGACACAACUUAACCUGUGACUUAAUAUCGAAGUGCUGAAUGAAAAUAACGUAGUAGAAAUGUAUGUAUGUAAUAUUUUAAAUUAAUAAACAGAAGAAUUAAAGAACUUGUACAAUUUCUUUUAUGUUGUUGAAGAUGUCAACAGAAUACAGUAGGAGUGUUUUAAGAAUGGUGGUUGCUCAAAUAUGUCAAAUAAUUGGAUGGCAUUCAAUUAAUUCUACACCGUUAGAAUUUAUGGUUGAUCUUAUGCAAGAAUAUAUUUUGCGAAUUUCAAAACUCACUCAUCAAUAUGCAGAAAUUUUGGGAAGAACAGAAGCAAAUCUUGAUGACUUAGGUUUAGCAUUUCAAAAUAUGAAUAUUGAUAUACAAGAAUUAACAGAAUAUAUUAAAAAUGUAGAUUCUGUUCCAUGUCCUAUAGCAGUACCUAAAUUUCCAAUUCAACGUGAAAAUCAUUUGAAUUUUUUAAAACCUGGAAGUCGAGAAGUUGUAACAAGACCUGUACAUAUACAUGAACAUUUACCAGCCAUGUUUCCUGAUACAGAAGAGGAAUAUGUAGUAGAGAAAGCAGAAAAUAUAAUGAAUGGAUCAUCUGACUUAACAUUGAGUAAUGGAACAUCAAGCAAUAGUUCCAUGAAUAUAUCUCCUCAUAGAAUAUCACCUCAAGUAGUUUUUAAACGACCAGGAGAUCCUGUCUCACUUGAAAGUCCUAUAGUAAAGCGUGUAAAAGUAUUAGAAGAGGGUAGACCGUUACGUGAAAUUCAUAGUGUCAUGAUGACUACUUCAGGUUUUCUAUCACCUGCUCGAGAAGGAAAACUACCUGAAGCAAGGACACCACAUCAAACUCGUUCAGAUUCACCACAACCUAGUUCUUAUCCUAUGGUACCUCCAGAAUUAAAAUACGACAAAAAACCGAAAAAGAUUAUAAAGAAAGGAUUAGAAGAUUGUAAACUUGAUAAAGAAAACAAGAAAAAGAAUCGUGCUAAAGAAUUAUUUAAACCAGAUAAAACAGAUGAUAAUAAAAUUAAAAAAUUAGCUGGUAUGAAGGAAUUAGCAAAAUUAAAGCCUUUAAAAUCAAUAGGUGGAAAAUUACAAAGUACCAUGCCUAGUUCAUCAAGCAGACCAUCUACUCCUAAAUUAAUAUCAUCUAAAACAGUUGGUAGUCCAAAAUUACAGAAAACUACACAACCAAAAACAAAACCAGAAAAAAUAAUUGAUCUUACUGGUAGAUCUCCACCAUCUAAUGAAAGAAGAGAAGACAAUAUUGAUAAACUUCCAUCUGAACCAGAUAAACAAAAGUUGAAUAUUUUUAAAAAGAUUUCAAAACCACGAGAGGAUAAAGAUAAAGAUAUAUCAGAACAUAAGUAUAAAGAACUUGAUUCAAGAGAAAGUUCACCUGCUUUAGUGAUUGAUGAAAAUAUCGACAAACAAACACUCCGUAAUGAUAUUGAUGUAAAACGAGAAGAAAAAAAGACUCCACAUACACCAGAUGUCCAUCUUCAACCAGAUGGAGGAGAAUUAAUUGAUUUACAAAGUCCAGGAUCAGAUGUUUAUAUGUUUGAUGAUAUGUCACCACCAGGUACUCCUAGCACUCCAAGAACUCCAGAAUUAAACAUGCCCACGACACCUACAGAUCAUAAAAAAAAGAGGAAGGAAAAAUUGAAUAAAAAACGGGAAAUAAAAUCAAGAAGUCCAAAGCAUUAUGUUAGUCCAAAAAAGACAAAAAGUAUCAACGAUGUACCAGAACAGGAUAUACUAGAUCGACCAAAAACUCCACAGGCACCUGAACCUCAGAUUUCCAAAGAACCAAGUUUUCCACCAACACUCCCAUUUCCCUUUUUUCCAACAUUUCCUCCAGCACCUGGUUUAAUACCUCAUCCUAUGUUUCCUAGAUUUCCAUUAUCUAUAGGAAGAGGUAGUGGCCCUCAUCCAGCAAUGUCAAAUUUACCAUUACCACCUCGUUUUAUAAAUUUACCACCAAAAUCUGAAGAUUUCUCUACUUUACCAAAAUCUAAAUCUGUCGAUCGGGAUAAACUUCCUUCAGUACCCACUUCUACCGAAGCAACGCUUUCAAUAACAAAACAUGAAAAAAUGGAGAAAGAAAAAGGAGAUAAACCAAAAGCGAUUAAACAAGACAAAGAGAUAUGUUCGCCAGUUCCAAGUACCGUUGCACCGCCUUUAUCAUCUGCACUUGCAGCACCAAUUACGUAUCCUAAACCAGUACCUAUUGUGCCGUUAUUAUCUUCAAAAACUCCUAAAGUUGAAAAACAGGAUAAAUGUGAUAAGAAAUCAAAGGAACAUAAAAAAGAAAAGAAAGAUAAAUUAAAAAAGAAAAAAGAUAAAAAAGAAAAACACAAAGAAAAAGGAGAAAAAAUAAAAGAAAAGAAAGAUAAAAUAGAUAAAAAAGAAAAAAUAGAUAAAAUUAAAGAAAAAAGAGAAAAGAAAGAUAAACGAAAAGAAAAAGAGAAAGAAGAUAAAAAUUUUGAAGCUGUACCAAAAAUAACAUUAAAAUUAGGUACAGCAUCUCCGAGACCACCAACACCAGAUACUGCUCCAAUGAAGAAAAUGGAAAUGUGUUAUAGAACUAUAAAAACAUUGCUGAAGAAGCCUGAGGAUGAGACAAAACGAGAACCAAGUCCAGAAUUGGCCAAAAUAUCAGCAUUAGUCACGCGACCACCAAAGCAAAAGUCGGCAAGUAAGAAAACUGAGGAGGGAACGUUAGAUGGAAGCCCUGCUCUUCCUACAGAUACUUUCUCUGCCAAUCUUACUAGUGUGCCACUUGCAACAGUUCCUCGAGCAAAGAAAUCUCUCUUCAAAGCCUUACCUCAAAGAGAGACUCCUCCAUCUCAAUUUGAUCCUACUCCUAAGCUCCCAACUCCUCUGAUGCAACAACAACCACCGUAUUAUUUUAGACGAAAGCAGAUGCAGCUCUUAAAAAGGAUGAUGCUAAAGAAGACAAAGAAAAUGGCAGGAUUGCGCUGCCCCCAACAUCAACCACUACUGUGGAUCAAGGUGGUCAUCAAGUUUGGAUAUGUCCUGCAUGUGGUAAUCAAGAUGAUGGAUCACCUAUGGUUGGUUGUGAUGAUUGCGAUGCAUGGUAUCAUUGGGUAUGUGUUGGGAUGCAAGUACCACCAGCUGAUAACGAAGAUUGGUAUUGUCGUUAUUGUAUAGCCAAAAAACAAGAACUUCAUCAUGAUAAAAAGAAGAAAAAAAGGAAGAAAAAGGUGAAAGUUACUGCCUAGUACAAGCUACCCGGAUCUUGUGUAAGAUCCGGUAUAACAAUUCAAACUGCUACCAAAGUUAAAAAAGACAGUAAGCUUGGUGUAAAAAGUAUGAAAAACAAGAAAUUAUCAAAAGCAGAAAUGAAGUUACAAAUGAAAUCAUUAAAGGAAAAAUCUUUACCAAUCAAGGGAAAGGCUGGAAAGACUAUUAUGAAAGUUAAGACUGUAAAGAAAAAAAGUAAAAAGAUGAAAGAUAGUGCAAUCCAAUUGGCUUAGAAGAUGUUAUCUUUUGUGAUUGUUAAUAUAUCAUAAUUAAAUUUUAACACGUUGAUAGCUAAUUUUCAAAAUUCUAAAUUUUCAGUAAUACAUUAAUAUUUUACAAUGAUUAUUAUCUUCUUAUAAUAAAACAUAUGUGAUA